Spodoptera littoralis (African cotton leafworm) is the source of this 900-nucleotide messenger RNA. The record is from the annotation of a GenBank genome assembly. NCBI's taxonomy places the organism in Eukaryota, Metazoa, Arthropoda, Insecta, Lepidoptera, Noctuidae.
AUGUCUUCUGAUACCCCAAGAGUAUUAUCUAUUCAAAGUCAUGUAGUACAUGGCUAUGUUGGUAACAAAAGUGCUGUUUUUCCACUUCAGGUGUUAGGUUUUGAAGUAGAUUUCAUAAAUACUGUCCAAUUCUCAACACACACUGCCUACAAACAUAUAAAAGGACAAAGUUUAAAAAACGAAGAGUUGGAUGACCUCAUAGAUGGGUUGACUAUGAACGAAGUAGAUUAUUACACUCAUUUCCUAACUGGCUACUCAAGAUCACCUGAUUCAUUGAAGAAAAUUGUAGAAAUUCUCAAAAAGUUAAGGGAAAAGAACCCUAAUCUAAACUACGUAUGUGAUCCUGUAAUGGGUGACAAUGGAAAAAUGUACGUACCUGAAGAUAUAUUGCCAGUAUACCGCGACAUUGUGGUUCCAUUAGCUGACGUCAUCACGCCAAACCAGUUUGAGGCAGAAUUGAUCACAGGAAUGAAGAUGAACAGCCUACAAGACGCUUUGAAGAUAAUUGAAGCUCUGCACGAGAAGGGACCUAAAACUGUUGUUCUCUCGAGCACAGAACUCGGAGAUGAGUACUGUAUGAUUGGAAUUGCUAGCACAGCGGGAGUUCAGUAUCAGAUUAAUAUUCCGAAGGUGGACGCCACAUUCACUGGGACUGGUGACUUGUUUGCAUCACUCUUCCUUGCAUGGUGGCACAAGACUAAUAACAACUUGAAACUGACGCUUGAAAACACGAUAUCUACGCUACAGAUCAUUGUCAAAGAUACAUAUCAGAAAGCUAGAGACGUUCAACCCACUGGCAAGAUUCCACCACAACUGAGAGAGUUGCGCAUCAUUCAGAAUAAGAACAUCAUUGAGAACCCAAAGAUUACCAUCAACGCAAUAGAGCUAAGUCCUAAAUGA